Messenger RNA from Sceloporus undulatus (fence lizard), 700 nucleotides. RefSeq names its product apolipoprotein C1 (gene APOC1). Gene Ontology annotation, cellular component: extracellular region; very-low-density lipoprotein particle; high-density lipoprotein particle. The transcript has 4 exons. NCBI's taxonomy places the organism in Eukaryota, Metazoa, Chordata, Lepidosauria, Squamata, Phrynosomatidae. Gene Ontology annotation, biological process: very-low-density lipoprotein particle clearance; lipoprotein metabolic process; negative regulation of cholesterol transport. The record is from RefSeq and is a predicted model, not a curated record. Gene Ontology annotation, molecular function: fatty acid binding; phospholipase inhibitor activity. Bases 178 to 459 code for a protein of 93 amino acids.
GGAUCAACUCUAUUAUGGAGGGAGGAGACGGAGGAGGAGACAGGGCACCAGGAUUCAAGUUGCAAACCCUCGGAGGAAGGAGAACAAGCUUAUAGGGAACAGCAGCUGAGUGAGGCUUUUGUGGUGGAUGAUAGGCCCUCCACUCCCUGAUACAAGACUCCAAGACCUCUGAAGAUCAUGCAGAUCGUAGUCUCUGUGGCAGUGGUCCUUGCGGCUCUGACUGUUGUGGCAGAUUCUGAGGUCCAGACCGUGACGGAGCCCACUCUGUCUCAGAAGUUCGAGAGAUUCCAGCAUGACGUUCAGACCUUUGUGGACCGCUUCGGAGAGAAGACCAAGGCCGCUUUCCAAGGCCUCCACCAGAGCGAAAUAAGCAACAAAACCAGGAGCUGGUUCUCUGAGACCUUCCAGAAGCUGAAGGAAAAAUUCAGGACUCCGUUCUCCAGAGAGGAACCCAACUGAGUCCCAUCCAUCCGUGGAGAGAAUGGCUGGAGACACGCUCACUAGUCCCCAUUCCUUGCAUUCACUGCUGGCUGGAAGGAGGGUCUUUAUGCGACCCCCAAGUAGCCACUGGAGAAACGUCUGACUCUCCGUCUAUCACUUCCUUUCGUAGCCUUUUUUCACAUUUUCCUUCCUCUCCAUUUUUUAUUUGCCAAUGUAUUCAGCACAAAUAAAGAGGAAAUGCCUUCCUGGUGAAACAAAA